CACGGUCACACCUGCAUUCUGCUUGCGCUCUGAUCGCGACGUGCUUGACUACUUUAACGGAGCCACCUUGUCCGUCCCUCCAUCACCAUCACACACUUCGACAGAUCGCCCAAAGUAACGCACGAUGGCGUCCUCGAUAAAAGAAUGUCCUACGAAUGCGUGCUCCAAGAAGUACGAGAAGGACGAUAUCCCGCAGCCGUACGAUCUCACACAGCCUGACUCUAUCCGACGCUGCCUGCUCACAUGGCGGGAGGUGGCAGCAUGCUACCUCUUGACUAUUCUCUUCAUUACCGUCGACGUUUAUUUUCCCAGGUUCCCCUUCGCUCAGCAUGGCUCUGUGGCGGUCGCGCUCGAAAACCUUUCCCGGCAAUUUCUCGACACCAACCGAUCGGGUCUCGCUCCGCUUCCUCUUCUGAUACCCCUCCGUGGCCGUCUUACUGUGGAAGCUCUAUACCUACUUAUCGCCGUUCUGGUCUGGCGAUUCUUGGUCCACAACUACCGCGCUGGGGUUUCGGCUUAUCUCACGCUCCGCAUCACCUGGUUCACCGGUUGCUUCCUUUGCAUAGCAAUACCAGAAGAACGCACACAUCCUGUAGUCUACUGGCUGGUCCCGAGCACGUCGUCGAAGCUUUACCGCAAGGCGGUAAAGUUUAAUGCCAGGAUAUUCAUGUUCAUAGUGGGGAACGGGUUCACCCACGUAUGGAUGAUAUGGCAGAAGGACGUAAGUGAUUUCUACUCCUGCGUACAUCCGCCCAUCCACCUUACUGAAGGAGCACAUUAGCUAAUAUGUGCAGCAAUCAACCAACAAACGCGCCGUCUGGCGGAUCUUCCACAACUACAUCUUAAUCUUGCUCGGCGUGAUGCCCAUAGUAUUGCUCUCGGUGGUAGCCGACGUCUGGGCCAAGUA
Mytilinidion resinicola is the source of this 907-nucleotide messenger RNA. RefSeq lists its product as uncharacterized. The coding region runs from base 125 to 781 and encodes 218 amino acids. Lineage: Eukaryota; Fungi; Ascomycota; Dothideomycetes; Mytilinidiales; Mytilinidiaceae. The transcript has a single exon. The record is from RefSeq and is a predicted model, not a curated record.